AUGGCGCUGACGCUUCAGCUGAUUCAGUUUCUUUUUCUCCUCGGGAUGCCAGUUGGUUUGGGACAGUCUUCGCCCACUUUGCGCGGCAGCAACUUGACCCAGGCCAAGGCGGGCAAUUUGACCAAGUCAGGAUGGGGUAGUGCAACCAUUAGCAAGGGUGUGCUCCAUGACAAGAUCAUGGGAUACUGGGUCGGACAGUUGGUGGGGAACUUCAUGGGUUUACCCUUCGAAUUCCAGUACAAUGAUCAGCCCAUGCCCUUGGAGCCCCAGACUUACUAUGACCUGGGAAGUGGCCGAGCAGCUGGAUUGCGAGUCAACGCCGAUGGCCGUGGCCGAAUCCCUCAAAGGUUGAACCGCUUGCAAGGUGCGUACACGGAUGACGACACGGAUAUCGAGUUUGUGACACUUCAUGCUCUGGAGAAUCAUGGCCUUGACUUGAACUACAAGCAAAUCGCUGGAUACUGGAAAAACUAUGUCCACAUCACCGUGAAUGGUGGUGACGCGCUGUGGUUUGCCAACAGGGUGGCUAGGGAGAACAUGAAUCGAGGUCAAUUACCACCGCAGACUGGAUCACAGUCGCAGAAUCGUUACUGGUGGACCAUUGAUCCGCAGUUGGUGAAUGAGCUCUGGAGUGCAGUGUACCCUGGCAUGAUUGACAAGGCAGUGGAGAGGGCUGAGUGGGGUGCACGCAUCACAAGUGACUCUUGGGGAACUCAUCCUACUCGCUUUUAUGCCGCCCUGUAUUCGGGUGCCUUUUUUUCCAGCGACGUCGACAAGUUGUACGAGAUCGGCAUGUCGAAGGUUCCUGGAGAUAGUCCCUUUCAUCAGGGCUUGAAGGACAUUCGCAGGUGGAAGAACGAGAGCCCGCAUGAUUGGAAGCCAACUUGGUACAAGAUCAAGAACAAGUAUGCCCGGUAUCCUUCAGAUUGUGGAGGCUUCCCUUGGAACUGCGGAGUCUCUUCCAUGAUCAACGGGCUGAUGGGCGCAAUGUCAUUUUUGUAUGGCGAGGGUGACUUCAAGAAGACUGUGGGCGUGGGUAUUGCAGCGGGCUUUGAUUGUGACAACCAGGCGGCUACUUUGGGGGGAGUCAUUGGAGUGAUGCACGGAGCGAAUGCCAUUCCGCAUGACCUCACACACCGGAUUGCUGGCAACAAUUGGAAUGCGCCCUUCAACAACAAGUACGUGAAUGAGCGUCGGCAGCCGUUGCCAAGAACCAUGACGAACACGGAAAUCGUUGGCAAGAUUAUGCUUUUGGCUGAGCGUGCCAUUGCUCAGCAGGGCGGUCAGGACAGCUUUUGCUCGGGGAUUUUGGAACAUUUCGGGACUCCAGCCACCCUGGAAGCCUAUGAUUUUUCACCAAGUCAUUUUAGGCUGGCUCUUGAGACCGGCCGCGAUUUGGCCCGCCGUUUGGCCAAGAACGGGAAAGAGGAGCCAGCACGAAAGGCUUUGCAGCAGGCCCGUGCGAUGGCGGGGCUGUCUGCACGAGACUAUGGCGGAGGGCUUGCUACGGCAGGCUGGGAGAAGCGUGCCACGCAAGAUGUCUCUUUGACGACAGACGACGGCUUCGACGAGGAAGUGGCUCAAGCUGCUGGCAUCACAGACGAGGACACAUUCGCCAAGCAAAAUAAGCAAGAUGCUGACUAUGGAGAGUUUGUGCCUGCGGCCAUCUGGGGCCAGUUACCAAAAGAGCAGGAUCCCAACAAGGAGUUCUUGGACCAACGUGCCAAGGAGGGUCGCGCCAAAGCAAAGGAGUUGGCUGAGUUUGCGAAGCUGCAGCAAAGCCAGAGAAAGGAUGCGGCCAACAAAGGUGGGUUGGCUUCGCUGGUGGCGGAGCGCGCUGCGGCGAAGAACACGAAGCGAGAACUCCCAAGCUUCCUUAAGGUUGGUGGGGCGAAGGGCCAGACGACUGAGCCUGAAGCGAAACGUCCUAAGACAGAAGAGGAGAUCCCCAAACCUGCAGAUGCAGCUGCAGAGCAGAAAGAAUCUGGAGCAUCUGGCAUAGGAGGCUUGGGUGGGUACGAGUCUGACUCAGAGGAGGACUAG
Molecule: messenger RNA, 2043 nt
Organism: Durusdinium trenchii
Lineage: Eukaryota; Dinophyceae; Suessiales; Symbiodiniaceae
Source: the annotation of a GenBank genome assembly